Messenger RNA from Cherax quadricarinatus, 1398 nucleotides. The record is from RefSeq and is a predicted model, not a curated record. NCBI's taxonomy places the organism in Eukaryota, Metazoa, Arthropoda, Malacostraca, Decapoda, Parastacidae.
CUAAGAUAGUCCGUCUCUUAGAUAAAGUUAGCGAGUAUCUUGUGGUAUUAUCACGUGAUAUAUAUUUUAGCCUUGUUAUUGUAGUGAUGAGAAAGCGAUAAACUCGAAUGGGUGCAGUGGAUGACGUAACAUAAAAGCCACAGUGUAACUUGUUAAGGUCCAAGUUAGAAGCAGAACAUCGUACCAGGUUUCAGACCAUCAGUAUGGGUCAUUUCUGGAACUUAAAGGUCACUUCUGUAUGCUGGACCUUUCUGUCCGACUCCAAGAUUGUGAUUCUUAAUUUGAUUCUGAUGGUACUGUUUAGUACUGGAUUUUUCUAUGGUGGUAGAGAGUGUGUGUGUGUGGAGGAGUUGGUUCAACGUAUUAGUGGUCCCAUUGAUGGAGAAGAUCCACUAGUGGUGGAGCUAGUGAGGGAGAAACACCUCCAACAACCUUCCCACCUCCCCUACAACCUCUCCACAGUGCCCAUGUACCAGUUAAGAAAGCGGUUAGACUCCUGGGGUUACAUUCACAGCUUCGUGAGUACAUUGUUUGAGGGUUACUAUGGUGGCGUGUUUGUGGAGUCUGGAGCACUGGAUGGGGAGUACCUCUCCAACACACUGUGGCUGGAACAAGAACUAUCCUGGACCGGCUUGCUAGUCGAGCCAGACCCUCACAGUUACCGUCAACUGACCUUCAAGCAUCGCAAAGCCUGGUCUAGCAACACCUGUCUGUCCAGGACUACCUACCCUCACGAGAGCAUCCACGUAGGCCUACGCCUAAAUGGGGACUACAUAGGCAAUAUAUGGGACUACAGAGGCUCGUCCCAUUUACAAGGGGUCACACUGGAACCCAUUUUCGACAGUUUCUUAAGUAAAUCUCAAGAAUCCUACCACAGUGUCCAGUGUUUCCCUCUUGUGACAUAUCUUAGAGCACUCAACAUGACUAGUGUUGACUUGCUAGUGUUAGACAUGCAAAGUGUUGAGAAAGACGUGUUGAGGGCGCUAUUUACUACCCCUCUUGACAUCAUAAUCAGGGUCAUAGUAGUGGAAAUAACAUCUAAACGUCCUGAUCCAGACUUUGAAGGUGUGAUGACCAGGGCAGGAUAUAACUGUGUCAACUCUGACACACAGGGGUUAGAUAGACUGUACAUCAGGAAGAACGACCCCAUCUACAACAAACUGAAGAUGUACGUCAGUUUAGAUGAAACUACAACAUCUGACACAAUAUCACCAGGUGGUAAUUAUUAAUAAAACUCUUAUGCCGAUAAUAAAGAGAGAGACAGAAGAAGAUUGACAGACUUUUCUCCUAUCAUCACUAUAAUAUACAAGCAACAAAUUAUGGGUAAUAAAAAACAAUAAAAACCUGGCCAUAUUAAUAUUAAAAUAUACCUUAAUGAUUGAAUAAAGUAUUCUUUAU